GGUUUGGCUAUAAAAAUUUCUUUCAUUUCUUCGAGCAUAAAACAUUUUGAAUGUUGGUGAUUCACAUGUUUGCAUGAAGAUUUUCAUUUUUUUUACAAAAAAAAAGUUAACAAAACAAAAAACUUAAUACGUUUUUGAUUGCCAAACACGAUUGAAUAACCUGACCGUUCAUUUCACCGAAAGUGACCGAAUCGCGAACAAAGCAAAUCCUCCAACAACAAAAAAAUGACUCUAAUAAAAAGAAAUCAUUUAUUAUUAUGGCCAUUAAUGGUCACAAUCAUUUUGGUUUGUUAUUUAUCAUCAACAGUAUUUGCACGAAAUUAUUAUCCACCAAAAUAUGAAGAUAAUCGUCAAAGCCGUAUUAAAUUAAAUUUAGGUCUUCAUGUGCCACCAAUAAUUGUUAAACUUCCUCGAAUGGAAAUGCCACAAUUGGUUAUCGGGGCAAAUUUGAUUAAAAAUCCAAAAGCUAAACCAUUGGUUUUGAAUAUGCCACCACCGCCAAGCAUAUCAUUCGGUGAUAGUAAAUAUGAUGGAGGUGGAUAUAGUGCACCACCUAGUUAUGGUGGUGGUUAUCAAUAUGCAGCAGCCGGUUCAACACAAACAACCGAUAGUAUUAAAACAUCGGCAUCAUCCGCUAAUGAAUAUGGCUUGGAUCUGAAAGCAUAUAGUAGUGAUCAAUAUCAAAAUAUGAUGCAUCCAUCAGCUUCCGUUGCACAACCUCCACCACUAUCUCCACUUCCACCACCGCCAUCAAGUCCAUUAGAAAUGAUGCAACAAUAUUCAGCACAUCAACCACAAUAUUCAUCACAUCAACCACAUUAUGCUCAUCCUCAUCCUCAUCCUUAUGGUAUGAUGCCACCGCCACCACCACCAUCAUCAUCACAUUAUUUACAUCAUCAUCAACAUGAACAACAAUCUGAUCAUCAUGAACCAAAACCAAUGCCACCACCGAUGAUGCCACCACCACCAUUACCACCAAUGGGUAAUCCAAUGCAUUCAUAUCCUGGUCAACAACCACCAUAUUAUGGAACAACAUUAGAAUCGAUGCCACAUUAUCCAGUCGAACGAAUGGGUUUGAUUCCUCCGCCACCACCACCACCACAUCAUUCUUUUUCAAUGAAACCAUUCAAUGAACCAGGAAUGAUGGCAAUGUCAACCAAUCGAGCACAACAACAUUUAUUACCACCACCAUCCGGUUUUAAAUCACCAUUUCAAUUGUUGAAAAAUUCUGGAAAUGAAAAAUUCAAAUUACGUUUAAAACCAAAUGCCGAAAUUUUUGAUAGUGAACAAUUAUAUUCAUCGAUAAAUGGCGAUGAUGAACAACAAGAUAAUGAUGAUUCAAUCAAUGAAGAUUAUAGUAAAGAUUAUAAUGCUGCACCGAAAAUUUCGAUGCCAAAAUAUCAGCAACGAAACUAGACACACAUAUUUCCUAUAAAUGUGUGUUUACACCAUUUAAUUGUAUUGUCUCAUGCUCCUCGGGUCGAGCGAGAAGGUGCCAAUUUUUUUUUUAAUCAUAAACAAAAAAUUCAUUUGAUAAU
Molecule: messenger RNA, 1538 nt
Organism: Dermatophagoides pteronyssinus (European house dust mite)
Lineage: Eukaryota; Metazoa; Arthropoda; Arachnida; Sarcoptiformes; Pyroglyphidae
Source: RefSeq, a predicted model, not a curated record